CCUUGCUCUCCCCCCAUCCCUCGUUCUCCCUCCCUCAUACCUCUAUCUCUGGAUCUGGCAGCUGGCAUGUAGUCCACCCAGCAUCGUUCAACCCCUCUGGCUGACACUCAAUGCUUUUUGUUUUUUCAUUCUCCAUGCUGCAGCUGUGCUUGGCUGUCACCCUCCACACAGAGGGUGUCUCUGCCACCACCCCGGCCCCGCUCCAGGACAACUGCUCAUUGACAAAGGUCCUUGAUGUUUUCUGAGGCACCCCUCAUGUCGAACCAGGGCAGGGAUGGAGAAGAGUUAGCCAGACCAGAACCUCCACCACAGAAGCCUGUCCGCAGACCAGGUCCAGAAAUGUACGCUCAGGAGAGAAGGAGGACCCUCCAGGAGAGGACCAUGCCUUCUCAACAGGAACCUCCAGUCAUGCAGCAAGUCCCCAAGAUGAUGUCCAGAGAACCCAGUCUCCCUGCCAGAAGCAUGUCUCUGCGUAAAGCUAUGUCUCUCCAGAACCUGAGCCAGAUAGAGACACCUUGGGAAGGGGUCACCCUCAACCGCUGUCUGUUCAUAGCCAUCACCAUCCUGCUGUUCAGCACUGGCUUUCAGAAACUACAUGGCAAGUAG
Molecule: messenger RNA, 606 nt
Organism: Salvelinus fontinalis (brook trout)
Lineage: Eukaryota; Metazoa; Chordata; Actinopteri; Salmoniformes; Salmonidae
Exons: 4
Coding region: 235-606 (123 amino acids)
Source: RefSeq, a predicted model, not a curated record